Molecule: messenger RNA, 1591 nt
Organism: Octopus bimaculoides (California two-spot octopus)
Lineage: Eukaryota; Metazoa; Mollusca; Cephalopoda; Octopoda; Octopodidae
Product: guanylate cyclase 2G-like
Source: RefSeq, a predicted model, not a curated record
AAGGAUUAUUUCAGACAUGGUCAAGUUAACGAAAACUAGACAUUGUAAUCUGAUCCAAUAUGGUGGAUGCUGUUUGACUUAUCCUAAUGUCAGCUUGUUCGUGGAAAUUGCUGACAAGGGAAGUGUAGCGGAUGUACUUGCCAAUGACACUUUUGAGACUGGAUGGGAAUUUGGAUUUUCAUUUUUAAAAGAUAUAUGUUGCGGAAUGGAAUUUUUGCACGACAAUUCUGAAAUCAAGACCCAUGGACGUCUCAAAUCUUCAAACUGUUUGGUUGACAAGCGCUGGACUGUACGUCUGUCAGGAUUUGGUGCACCGUUUCUUCGUUAUGGCAGCUACAGAAUCCCAGAUUCUGAACACUUGUCUAAUUUAAAAGAUCUUUUUUGGACUGCACCCGAACUACUGAAGGAUAACACAAGUCUCGAUGGGGUAAAGAGAGGCACACCGCAAGGAGAUGUGUAUUCAUUUGCUAUCAUUGCGUGUGAAAUUGCGACGAAGGCAAAACCCUACCAUUAUGAACUGAAACAUUUAAGUGAAAAAUCCAUUUUAGAACUCAUUAAAAAUUCGCAGUCACGGGCCAAUAAAGAUAUACGACAUGUAUGGGAGAGUAUUUGUGGACGUAAAAUGAUUUUUACGAGACCAAUUUUAAGUGACGAUUUAUUACCAAACAGUAAGCUUUCUAGGAAGCUGUUUAAAAAAAUGCUCGAAGAGUCUUGGAAUGAGAGAGCAUCGUCACGACCGACUUUUAGUAAGCUUAGCAUCAUUCUAAAUCGAAUGCACCCCAUUAAAGGAGAGCUCAUAGAUAGAUUAAUCCACCGCUUGGAAACUUACUCCAAUAAUUUAGAAAUACUCGUAGUAGAAAGAACCAGAGAACUAGAACAAAAAAAAGCUAAGGCUGAGCAAUUAUUGGGCCAGAUGUUGCCACCGAAAGUAGCUUCUGAACUGAAACAAGCUGGUAAAGUAAUACCGGAAUUAUUUGAAUGUGCCACAGUAUUCUUCAGUGAUAUCGUGAAUUUUGGCCGAAUAUGUAGAGAAAGUAAACCAAUGGAAAUAGUUGAUUUUUUAAAUGAAGUUUAUAAAAUAUUUGACUCUGUUUUAGACGGCUAUGAUGUUUAUAAAGUGGAAACCAUCAGCGAUUCGUACAUGGUAGUUAGUGGUAUUCCAGAAAAGAAUGGUGAUCGCCAUGCAGGAGAAAUUGCAACAAUGGCUUUAGAUCUGAUGUCACAUGUUACUAUACUCCAUGUUGACCCGAUGGAAACUGACGUUCUGCAGUUACGAGUGGGUAUGCAUUCUGGUCCGGUAGUAAGUGGCGUAGUGGGGAAACUAAUGCCUAGAUUUUGUCUGUUCGGAGACACAGUCAACACAGCUUCCAGAAUGCAGUCUAGUUCUUAUGCAUUACACAUUCAAGUGAGCGAGAGUACUGCAGCAAUUCUUGAUUCUUUAGGCGGUUAUAAAUUAGAAUGUAGAGGAAAAAGAGAAGUAAGAGGUCGUGGAGUAAUGACAACGUACUGGCUGUGGGGUAAGGACUCAUUUAUGAAAGAACUACCUGAUAUAUCCCUGGCAGUCCCUCUCUCAGAACACAAAUUCAAAUAA